UAUACAGGUAUGAAAAUACACGAGGGUGAGUAAAUGAUGUGUGAACUAUCUCUUUAAUUCCAAUAUAUUCCCGUUAUUCCCAUGGAAAGUUUCCAGCAUUGAAAAUUCCCGAAAUUUUGCAACCCUAAGUGUAAGAUGUUUUAGUUUAGGUUGAAAGUUGGUUAAAUAUGACAAAAAUACUAUGAAUUAAACUUCACUUUGUGCUGAUCAUUUCUCUAACAAAAUACUCCUGACCCUCUACAGAAAAAUAUGAAACGAUGAUAAGGUGUUGAGGUGUGUGUUAGUUUAGAUUUAAUAACAUUUCAUUUAUUUCAUGUAUUAUAAAUGGUAGUUUGGAAAUAUGACAUUUUCAACUUAUUCAGAAUUUGAUGGCUUCAAAUAGAACAACAUGUAAAGCAGUCAACGCGGACUGAUUUGUUUAGGACUAUCAGUAUAUUUAAAGAUAUGUAAAGUUAUAACAUGAUGUGGCGGUAAAAAAAUGAAAUGCAUUUUGUAGGUUGUUUGCCAAUUGUACUUCGAGAAGCCCAUCUUAAAUAUGACGUACAUAGACUGUAAAUGACAGGUGUAAAUGAUGAAAUGUAAUAACAGGUGUAAACUACGACAUUGUGACCUCAGGUGCUAAUACAAAGAAACAUGGAGAACAUGAAAGAACAUGACUCUGUAGUCCACCACUAACAUUACCUCCAUAAUAAAGACCUUGGUGUGAAUGGACUGUACUUUGCGGAUAAAGUGUUUUUAGAUGUGCAUUCAUUAUAUUAAAAUGCAAACGUCAGACUAUUAUUAAAACAUUGCUGACUCAUUCUAGUGUGAAAUAUUGACAUUCUUGAUUCUGGUCUUUUGUUGGAUCUGGAACAACAUUCAAAUUAAAGAAAAAUGUCUAAUUUCCCAAAACCUAUGACCAGAUUAACUAGAGAAGACCCCUGUAACUCAGUCCUAAUAAACCAAACAUUAACACUGGUACUAACAGUAAUGCUAAAAUCUGAUUCUGGCUCAGUCAGGAUUGUUCAAUAACAAAAGAAGACAUUUGGGAAGUGAACUAUUGAUGGUUAUUAAAAUUGAUUAUGGCUUUCCUCUCUCAGGAUGACAUAGUAAAGCAGGUGUGGACACACCUUCCAUGUGAUGGUGUAUAUAAUGCAAAAGACAUGUUGCAGUUCACAAUGCACAUUACCCGAAACAACCAGCCAUCCACUUUCUGAGAGACUUUAGUUUGAAAUAUGUGUAAGGCACACCGGGUGGCGCUGUUUGGCAGGGCAGCGAUCUUCGUGCUCCUCAUGUGGGAACCUCUGAAGGUGGCAUCAGAUUCAGAAGAAGAGGUCGUGUCGGAGUGGAUGCUCUGGAAAAAACACAACGAAGUGUCAUACGAUGAAAAAAGUGAUGAUGUUCAGAGAAGAGGCAUCUGGGAGACCAACAUGAGAACGAUUGAGAAAAACAAUGAAGAUUUUCGCUUCGGACUCUCAUUGUUUAGCAUGGCGAUGAACAAAUAUGGGGACCUUACCCAGGUGGAGUAUAAAAGUUUACUGGGUGCCCCUAUAAAUGGGCCUGUGAACAGGAAAGGAAAGGUUGCAUCUGCUCGGACGCUCCGUUCCAAUGCCAGUAGACUGCGAUCGACCAAUGUCGACUACAGAGCGCUGGGAUACGUAACAGAAGUUAAAGACCAGGGAUACUGUGGGUCAUGCUGGGCCUUCAGCACUACUGGUGCCGUCGAAGCACAAGUGUUCAAGAGAACGGGUCAGUUAGUGUCUCUGAGCGAACAGGAUCUGCUGGAUUGUUCCAAAUCUUACGGCACGUAUGGCUGCAACGGAGCCUGGAUGGCAAACGCGUACGAUUAUGUGGUUAAAAGAGGGUUGCAGAGUUCGGACACUUACCCCUACACAUCAGUGGACACCCAGCCCUGCUUCUAUGACAGCAGUUUGGUUGUCGCCAAAAUUAGUGACUACAGGUUUGUCCCAACUGGAGACGAGCAGGCGCUGGCUGACGCCGUGGCAACAGUUGGACCAAUCACUGUUGCCAUAGAUGCUGACCACACAAGCUUCCUAUUCUACAGCUCAGGGAUAUACAAGGAGAGCAGCUGUAACCCUAACAACCUCAACCAUGCCGUUCUUCUGGUUGGUUAUGGUUCAGAGGGGGGUAGAGAUUACUGGAUAAUCAAAAACAGCUGGGGAACAGGAUGGGGAGAAGGCGGAUAUAUGCGCAUGCUCCGGGAUGGCAAAAACAGCUGUGGCAUUGCUAACUAUGCUCUCUAUCCUAUUGUGUGAGAUGAUAUUCAAUAAACGCUAAUGAAAUAUUACAUCUGAACCCGAAAUCAAUUAACUCAUAAUUCUGGUGAUAAAAUAAGACAAGCGCUAAUAUUGUGCACUAAGACAAGCACCA
Molecule: messenger RNA, 2370 nt
Organism: Triplophysa rosa
Lineage: Eukaryota; Metazoa; Chordata; Actinopteri; Cypriniformes; Nemacheilidae
Gene: cts12
Product: cathepsin 12
Exons: 8
Coding region: 1215-2255 (346 amino acids)
Biological process (GO): immune response
Cellular component (GO): lysosome
Molecular function (GO): cysteine-type endopeptidase activity
Source: RefSeq, a predicted model, not a curated record